AUGGGUUCAGCAAUCACAGAGCAUCGUCGGGUCAUCGUGGUUGGGGCUGGCCCGGUCGGUUUGACAACGGCCACCAACCUAGCAAGGCUCGGAGUUUCUGUUCUGGUGCUUGAAAGACACCACGAAGUUGACCAAUCUCCUCGUGCAGCUUCAUACCAGCCUUGUGCUCAAGCCGAACUUCUCGAGACUGGGACUCUAGAAGAUGUUAAAAAGGCCUCUAUCAUCAAUGACGUGCUUUCAUUCUGGAUCAAGGGCCAAAGAGUUGCCCAUGUCGAGAAACGAGAAGGGGGGAGCAUCUUCCCGGCUGGCAUUAAUUGUCCCCAGCCAAAACUAGCAGAGAUCCUCCUCCAUCACUUGACAACGAAGUACAACUCGGAUGUUAGGUUCAACCAGAAGGUGAUUGAGAUCGAACAGAAUGCAGACGGCAGCCAGGUGUCGCUACUUGCGAUUGACCCUGCGACUGAUGAAGAGACAAAGUACACAUGCGACUGGCUUGUCGGCGCAGAUGGUGCAGGUUCUAGCGUGCGCAAAUUGUCGAAGAUUCCCUUUGAAGGGUUCUCCUGGCCAAAGGAAGAUUUCGUCGCUACCAAUUUGCGUUACGACUUCUUCCAGCAUGGGUUCACCACGGCAAACUUCAUCAUGGACCCAGUCCACUGGGCUGUCGUCACCAUCCUCGACAGCACCGGGCUCUGGCGCUGCGCGUUUGGAGUCCGGGCAGGUCUAACUAAUGAAGAGAUACAGGCUGAACUCGACCAGCAUUACAAGCAUAUCUUCCCCGUGUGGCCGGUAGAAUACGAGCUCGUCCAGUUGAACAAGUACAAACCACAUCAGAGAUGUGCCCAGACUUUCCGAAAAGGAAGGGUACUGUUGGUUGGAGAUGCAGCACAUAGUAACAAUCCCAUUGGCGGUCUGGGGUUGACCACCGGACUCCUAGACGCCGGCCCUCUAGGACGGGCUUUGGGCGCGGUCAUCUCAGGCCGAGCUCCAGAAGCCCUACUCGACAUUUGGGCGAGCUCGAGGCGAGAUAAAUGGCUGAACUUCACCAAUGCGUUCUCCAUCGAAAAUAAGAGGUUGAUUCAAAGAGCUGGAUAUAGUGAUGACCCGUUGGGGAUAUGGAAAAUCGACGACGUUGCCAGGGACCACCAGAUGGAGCAAUGGCUUGCCACGGCCACCCCUGAGAAGGAGCAAGCCGACCUCAACCUUUACAAAGCCCUCGAGGAUCCCCAAGCCCAGCUGUCUAGUCGAAUGAAGCAAUGGGAAAUCACCAUGGAUCCGACAUGGAUGGCGGAGUAUGAAGAUCCCGAGCUCGUCAAGUACCGGAUUUCCCUGAGGCCAAUGGUCCUGUCGGCACCCAACUUGUGA
Capronia epimyces CBS 606.96 is the source of this 1362-nucleotide messenger RNA. RefSeq lists its product as uncharacterized. The transcript is spliced from 2 exons. Lineage: Eukaryota; Fungi; Ascomycota; Eurotiomycetes; Chaetothyriales; Herpotrichiellaceae. Gene Ontology annotation, molecular function: FAD binding. The record is from RefSeq and is a predicted model, not a curated record. Bases 1 to 1362 code for a protein of 453 amino acids.